Messenger RNA from Rhizopus microsporus ATCC 52813, 1741 nucleotides. RefSeq lists its product as uncharacterized. The record is from RefSeq and is a predicted model, not a curated record. Lineage: Eukaryota; Fungi; Mucoromycota; Mucoromycetes; Mucorales; Rhizopodaceae. The coding region runs from base 106 to 1647 and encodes 513 amino acids. The transcript is spliced from 8 exons.
AAGUAAGAUAUCAUCUUGAUUAUAUGUCGUAGCUGACAUAUGAAUACAUCAUAGGGAUAUAUUCGAAUAAGGGAUGCAGAAAAGAGUGAUUCGGGUGUAUUGCUAAUGACAGGUGGUGUCCAUUUUCUUAACAACGGAUCCUUAUAUUUGAUGGCUGUUCCAAAUGGGUUAUCUAUUCCGCUAGAAGACUUGCUGAAUAUGCUGCAGUCAAAUGCAUCAUUUGUUGACACUAGAAAAGUACUUGUUGAACAAAUUGAUAAGAAAAUAGAAGAGUUGGAUAGAAGCCCUUACUGGGAUUGGGAGGUCAAUGAUGAAUCAGCCUAUCCCCCUUCAUUUUACUGUCAGUUUCAAAUGUUUGCUCAAUUGAACCCAGUUCCCAAAGAGAUCACACAGUCUGACUUGCUGGAUUACGAAAAAGAAUUGGCGGAUCCUCAAGGCAUAUCAACUGUCAAGCCUCCACCUCCCUUGUUAUCAGCUGAACUAUACUCACCCAACUGUCAACUGCUGCUGUCGAUUGAUAAAGAGCCAGGAAUCAAGAUUGAAAAGUAUUAUAGGAAAGCAGUUGCCUAUGCAGGCAUGGCAACGGCUAUUGCCAUCAUACAAAUAUUUGCUCUUAUCCACCAGAUGGAAUUCACGCCCACACCAUCUAGUGUUUCAAAUGUAUCUUACUGGACCAUUGCCAUACAAGCUGUUAUGGAUGGAUAUCUUUGCUUACUUCAUCUAACGACAGGCGUAGUGAUCGAAAAUGUGUUCAUCCCCUUUGCAACUGCAGCCUUUUUUACUUUUAUUCUAGUUUCCAUUUUUGGUAUGCGAUAUUUACUUGUCGUUUGGAGAAUACAGCGACCGGAAUCGAUACGGCCAACUGUCUCCGAACAACAGCAACAGCAACAACAACAACAACAGGAAGAAAGUACAGAUGCUUCAGAAAAUACAUUACCAACAGCCAACAUAAGAAGACCGCCGACGACAACAACAGAAGAAGUGAGUCCUUAUAGAGAAGUAACCUAUCUCUAUUAUAGGCUAUAUGCCAUUUUACUACUCGGAUUAUUCUUAUUUUAUCAAUCCAUCACGAGAUCUGCAUUCAUCCAAAACGUCAUUUUAGGAACACUUGGCAUAUUUCUUUAUUCCUUUUGGGUACCUCAGAUUGUUAGGAACAUCUGGAGGGGAUGCAGACGGCCCCUAAGCCACACGUAUAUUCUGGUCAUGAGUAUCACUCGGUUAUCAAUACCAUUAUAUUUCUAUGGAUGUCCUACCAACCUAAUCGGCCAUGAAACAUCAUCAUGGAUAUGGGCUAUUGUAGCCUAUGUGGGUUUACAAGUAGUGAUUUUACUUCUUCAAGAUGCAUUUGGUCCCAGAUUAUUUGUACCAUCCAGAUAUUUACCGGAUACAUAUGACUAUCAUCCUAUCUUGACGACAAAUAUAGAUGAGGAAACGGUACAACAGGAAAUAGGUCAACCAAAGGACUGUGCAAUCUGUAUGCUUCCUGUGGAUGUAGCUAACCAUGGUCACUCUGGACUCAAUGUCUUGACUCGAGCAAACUACAUGAUGACACCUUGCCAUCACUUAUUUCAUACUGAAUGCUUAGAGAGGUGGAUGAGAAUUAAAUUAGAAUGCCCUGUCUGUAGAGCAUAUCUUCCAGCAUGCUAGUAGAACCAUCAUUUUUUUAGCACAUUUCAUUUAGCACACACACACACACAUUAUAAACAUACAGUGGUUCCACUGUCAUUUGGGCUCGAAAAAG